AUGGCAAACACGUUGAGGGCUGCUCUUGCCAGCCAUCCUGACAAAGUGCCUGAGGGUCAGCGCGCCGCCGCUGAUGAAAAGUUUAAAUCAAUAAGUCAAGCGUACGACAUCCUAUACAAUGAUCAGACGAGGCACUUGUACGAUAGCCAUGGCAUGCAAGCAUUCGAGAAGGGUUCCGGUGCCGCUCCGGGAGACGUCAAUCUCGAUGAUAUCUUGGCUCAGAUGAUGGGCAUGGGCAUGGGUGGUGGUAUGCCCCAGGGAUUCGGUGGUCCACCGAGGAAGCCCCGAAGAGGAAAAGAUGAGGAGCAGAGUUACGCCAUCUCAUUAGAGGAACUGUACAAGGGCAAGACCGUCAAAUUUGCGAGCACGAAGAAUGUUAUUUGCACGCAUUGCAAAGGAAGUGGUGGGAAAGAGAAAGCAAGGGCGAAAAAAUGCUCUUCUUGUAACGGCGCAGGUGAGGUCUACGGUAUCCUCUACCACAGGGACGGUGAGAAAAUAAGAUUAGAAGGAGAGGCGGAUCAAGUCCCAGACCAGGAACCUGGCGAUAUUGUGUUCACCCUCGCACAGAGCGAACAUCCAACUUUUGAGAGAAGAGGAGCAGAUAUUCUGGCUACGAUCGAAGUCACGCUUGCUGAAGCCCUCUGCGGGUUUUCGCGGGUCGUUGUCAAACAUCUUGAUGGACGAGGCAUUCAUAUACGACAUCCGCAGCCUGCUGCACGAGUGCUGGAACCGGAUCAGAUAAUCAAGGUUGCAGGCGAGGGAAUGCCGCACAAGAAAAGCGAUAUCAAAGGCGAUCUGUACCUGAUGGUCAAUGUCAAAUUCCCGGACUAUGCGACCUUAGAGCGCAACCAAGCCUUCAAGAAAUUGAGAGACAUUCUGCCGAAACCAGGCAAGCCAAUAGAAGCAGACGAGGUGGAUGACGUCGAGUACGACGAGACGGCAACUCUCGAUGGUUUUGGUGGGGCAGAGAAUGUGGCUGGAGACUGGGAAGACGAAGAUGAAGACGGUACAGGACCACAAUGUCAACAACAAUGA
Messenger RNA from Bacidia gigantensis, 1035 nucleotides. RefSeq lists its product as uncharacterized. The record is from RefSeq and is a predicted model, not a curated record. Gene Ontology annotation, cellular component: cytoplasm. The transcript is spliced from 3 exons. Gene Ontology annotation, biological process: protein refolding. NCBI's taxonomy places the organism in Eukaryota, Fungi, Ascomycota, Lecanoromycetes, Lecanorales, Ramalinaceae. The coding region runs from base 1 to 1035 and encodes 344 amino acids. Gene Ontology annotation, molecular function: Hsp70 protein binding.